Molecule: messenger RNA, 732 nt
Organism: Aureobasidium vineae
Lineage: Eukaryota; Fungi; Ascomycota; Dothideomycetes; Dothideales; Saccotheciaceae
Source: the annotation of a GenBank genome assembly
AUGUAUCUUCAACGUCUCGGUUUCGCUGCUUGCGCUCUGUUCCUCGGGGCCAGAGCGAUCGACACCAUUACUGUCCCGGAUGUCAUCACUGCCGACGUUGCUUUCACCUUGACCGUUACCCCUAAGGACACUACUCCGGGAAACUACAGAAUCUAUUUGGAUACUACACCUCCCGGCUAUGCCGGUGGUCAAUCUUUCAACCUCACCAUUCCCGCCGAUUUUGGCCCCGACGGCGAUUUCUACUCCAUCUCGACCCGUGACCUCUCCGACUCGGACACCGAUGCCAGCUACGUCUUCAGCAACGCCUUCAACCUCACAGGCGCAAGUGGAAACUACUCGGAGUACGAGAAUAAGCUGAACGGCGCACCCCUCUGGGACGCUAACAGCCUCCCCUGCACUGCCUAUGAUUGCGCGCGCAACUGUGCUCAAGACUCUUACCCCAAGGACAUGAUUCCUGGCUCUGACGCUUUCAACACCAUGCGCGCUUGCAUUAUGAAGUGUCCUGGUGUGGAGAAGGAGACGAAGACUUCUUCUGCUACUUCUAGCACUGCUACUGUGACUAAAUCUGGCUCUUCGGGUUCAUCUGCUAAGGCUACUAGUACUUCUAUUUCUGGUGAUUCUGCUUCUACUUCUAGAAGCUCUGCUGCUGCUACUUCUUCCGGCGCUGCUGUUUCCAACAUGUUUCCUGCGUCUUUGGCUGUUGCUGGAGGACUUGCUGCUUUCUUCCUGUAA